ACACAGGCCCCGCCCUUGCCGUACGCCAUCAGCCGGCGCCGCGCCGCCGGGUGUUACUUUGCCCCGCCGGCGGGGCUGUCAGCCUCCUGUCACCGCCUGUUCCGGCUAUGGUCCCGUCCGGUGUUCUGUAAGUUGGCAACCUAGGCUCCUGACGCGACCCUGGUCCUGAUGGCGGCGGCGACGGCCGCGGCAGCCCUGGCGGCGGCCGAUCCCCCUCCCGCAAUGCCGCAGGCGGCAGGGGCCGGAGGGCCCACAACCCGCAGAGACUUCUACUGGCUGCGCUCCUUUCUGGCCGGAGGUAUUGCUGGAUGCUGUGCCAAAACAACAGUUGCUCCAUUGGAUCGAGUAAAGGUUUUAUUACAAGCUCACAAUCACCAUUACAAGCAUUUAGGAGUAUUUUCUGCAUUGCGUGCUGUUCCUCAAAAAGAAGGAUUCCUUGGAUUGUAUAAAGGAAAUGGUGCAAUGAUGAUUCGAAUCUUUCCCUAUGGUGCAAUCCAGUUUAUGGCAUUUGAGCAUUAUAAAACGUUAAUUACUACGAAGCUGGGAAUUUCGGGUCAUGUGCACAGAUUAAUGGCUGGAUCCAUGGCAGGUAUGACAGCAGUUAUCUGUACUUACCCUCUUGACAUGGUUAGGGUCCGCCUAGCAUUCCAGGUGAAAGGGGAACACACCUAUACAGGAAUUAUUCAUGCAUUCAAAACAAUUUAUGCAAAGGAAGGUGGUUUCUUUGGAUUUUACAGAGGUCUGAUGCCUACUAUUUUAGGAAUGGCUCCAUAUGCAGGUGUUUCAUUUUUUACUUUUGGUACCUUGAAGAGUGUUGGGCUUUCCCAUGCUCCUACCCUUCUUGGCAGACCUUCAUCAGACAAUCCUAAUGUCUUAGUUUUGAAAACUCAUGUAAACUUACUUUGUGGUGGUGUUGCUGGAGCAAUAGCACAGACAAUAUCCUACCCAUUUGAUGUGACUCGUCGGCGAAUGCAAUUAGGAACUGUUCUGCCAGAAUUUGAAAAGUGCCUUACCAUGCGGGAUACUAUGAAGUAUGUCUAUGGACACCAUGGAAUUCGAAAAGGACUCUAUCGUGGUUUAUCUCUUAAUUACAUUCGCUGUAUUCCCUCUCAAGCAGUGGCUUUUACAACAUACGAACUUAUGAAGCAGUUUUUUCACCUCAACUAAAAAAAAAUUAUGGUUGGUUUUUCUUAAUACAUUCUCAGAGGGAGAAAUGAAACAUUACUAUAAUUGUGGGGGGAACAUUACUUGAAUAGGGAUAUUUACCCUGUCACAAGAGCCACUGGUAUUUUAGUACUUGAUUAUUUUUUCUUUAGUCACAAAUCAGAAGUGCUUACCAUACUUUUUGAUGCCAAACAUUAUACCUUAGAACAUUGAAGAAAAUAUUCCUAAGCUGAUGCUGGCUAAACCGCUUUAAAGUUUUAUUUGGAAGUAGAACUAGCUUUAAAACGGGGUUCAAGAGGUUGCCAUUAGCUUUGUCAUGCUGUUCAAAGUUUUUAAUUGUUAUCAUGGUUUUUAAAAGACUGACAGUGUUUAUUAUUAUUAAAAUAAACAGGGUUGGUUAUAUUGCAACAGAAUAAUGAGAAUUGAAUUUUUAAGUUCUAUGAAACAGCCAGCAUUGACAUUUUAUUUUUGUUAUCUCUCUUCUCACAAUUAUGCUCCACUGGAUAAUAGGAAAAACACUUCUUUCCUUCAUUUUUUAAAUAAAAUUAAUGUUGUAUUUAAAAAGUAGCCAUGUAGAGACACAAAAAUAAAUGAAGAAGCUGGACAUGGUGGGAUGGGCAUGUGGUUGAUCCCAGCUACUCUGGAAGCUGAGGUGAGAGGAUCACUUGAGCCCUGGAAUUCCAUGCCAGCCUAUGCAACAUCAUGAAACCCCGCUUAAUAAAUGAAUGAACGACUAAGUCUUGCUCAAAUGUUAUUAUGAGGUACUAUGAGUGACUUACAUGUGUUUUAAAAUGUCAGUGUGUUUCCCAGAGGCAGAAAUAAAAAUACUGAAUAUCUUUGCUCUUAAAAACAAAGUAGCACUAUAGAUUUGUUUUUGUUAGAUGAUUUACUCUAUACUAGAAUAUUUAAGUAGACUGUGAAAUAUUUAUUAAUAUAGAUGUGAAUAUCAAAAAAUGUUUCUAAGGUAUUAUGAUGCAUCAACUAGUUCUUCCAUGUAAAAUAACUUUAGUGCAAUAUGAAGACGUAGAAAUGUAAAAUAUGAUUUGAAUUGUUAUCCUUUAUAUUAAGAAAAUGUUUUAAAAUGUAAGAAUUCCAUUUAUUCUGUUUAGAGUACUUUUUAUGAUUUAUUAUAAGCAUGUCAGAAAUGGGAAGGGAAUAUUUAAAGUUCUGUGUUCAGAAAGAGUAAUUUGUAGAACUGAUGUGACUUUUUUUUUUUUUUUUUUGAGAUGGAGUCUCGCUCUAUUGCCCAGGCUGGAGUGCAGUGGCGCGAUCUCAGCUCACUGCAACCUCUGCCUCCCGGGUUCAAGUGAUUCUCCUACCUCAGUCUCCCGAGUAGCUGGGACUACAGGUGCCCACCACCAAAAAUUCGCCUGGCUAAUUUUUGUAUUUUUAGUAGAGAUGGGAUUUCACCGUGUUAGCCAGGAUGGCCUCGAUCUGCUGACCUCAUGAUCUGCCCACCUUGGUCUCCCAAAGUGCUGAGAUUACUGGCGUGAGCCAUGGCGCCCGGCCCUUUGAUGGGACUUUAAAGACAUUAGAAGGCCGGGUGUGGUGGCUCACGCCUUUAUUCCCAGCACUUUGGGAGGCCGAGUUGGGUGGAUCACCUGAAGUCAGGAGUUUAAGAUCAGCAUGGUGAAACCCCACCUCUACUAAAAAUACAAAAAGUAGCAGGUGUGGUGGCUCGUGCCUGUAGUCCCAGUUACUCGUGAGGCUGAGACAUGAGAAUUGCUUGAGCUUGGGAAGCGGAGUUUGCAGUGAGCUGAGAUCACACCACUGCACUCCAGCCUGGGUGACAGAAUGAGACUCCAUCUCAAAAAAAAGGAGAUAUUAGAAAACUAAGUUGAGGCCAGGCGUGGUGGCUCUUGCCUGUAACCCUAGCACUUUGGGAGGCUGAGGCGGGAGGAUAUCUUGACCCCAGGAGUUCGAGACCAGCCUGGGCAACAUAGUGAGACCCCGUUUCUUUUAAACAAAAGAAGGAAAACUAAGUUGAAAGUGUUAUUUUUGCUUCAAUUUUUAUUUCUUUACAUAAAAGGUUUCUUGUCAUACCUUGGUAGAAAUUUGAUGAGCUGGUUUCAUUUUGAAAGCCUUUAUUUUAAAAAUAAGUAUGUAUCUUUGUAUGAUUUAUAAGUGUACCAGUAGGUAGAAAUACAUGUGUUCUUGGCCAGAUGUGGUGGCUCACGCCUGUAAUCCCAGCAUUUUGGGAGGCUAAGGCGAGUGGAUCACCUGAGCUCAGGAGUUCGAGACCAGAGUGGCCAACGUGGAGAAACCCUGUCUCUACUAAAAAUACAAAAAUCAGCCGGGCAUGGUGGCGGGCGCCUGUAAUCCCAGCUACUUGGGAGGCUAAGGCAGGGAGAAUUGCUUGAACCCAGGAGGCACAGGUUGCAGUGAGCCAAGAUUGCACCAUUGCACUCCAGCCUGGGCGGCUGUAUAAAAGCCUGUAUAAAAAUUUCUUUUAUGCAGAGUGAGACUAUAUAAAAGAAAAAAAAAGGCUGUACAAAAAUUUCUUUUAUACAGAGUGAGACUGUAUAAAAGAAAAAAAAAAGAAAAGAAAUACAUGUGUUCUUAAAACCAUUUGUAUAUUUUCAUUUCUAGACCACACUGUAGCUAAUUAUUGUUAUUAAAUGUUAAGAUAAUUUAAGUAUAUAAAAUAAGUAUUGAGCCGGGCAUGGUGGCUCACCCCUGUAAUCUCAGCACUUUGGGAGGCUGAGGUGGGGGGAUCACGAGGUCAGGAGAUCAAGACCAUUGUGGCUAACAUGGUGAAAACCCAUCUCUACUAAAAAUACAAAAAAUUAGCUGGGCGUGGUGGCACGCACCUGUAGUCCCAGUUACUGGGGAGGCUGAGACAGGAGAAUCACUUGAACCUGGGAGGCGGGGUUUGCAGUGAGCCGAGAUCGUGCCACUGCAUUCCAACCUGGGCGACAGAGCAAGACUCCAUCUCAAAAAAAAAAAAAAAAAAGAUACCUCAGUUAUGUUAUCAGUAAAAGGGGAUUGCAAAUAUCUUUUAAAUAAAAAUUUGCAUUCUAUAUGUUAUAGAAUACAGAGGAUAUUAAAAAUAAAUUUUAUCCAUGUUUUGACAAUUUCUUUCUUUUAACUGUUUACAUAUUGAAGCACAAAUGCUAAACAUAAGUCAGAAUGGAAGAAUAUUUAAAAUAAUGACUGUGUUUAUAUCUGAUUUAUUUCAGAUAGAUUACCCAAAGUGCAUCUUGCCAGGUUAUCUUCCAUUUGAAGACUGACAUUUUAUUUCUUUUUUGAUCUUUAUUGUUCCUCUCUUCCACCUCUCAGUGGGUAUAGCUCUCUGGUCUGUAGAAUGGGACAGUGGUCUGGUUUCCAGAUUGAUAAGUGAGGUGUACCUCCUAGUUUUCAAUAAUUACCUGUAGAAGGUGGAGAAGUUACUGGAUAUGUUUAAUAAUAUCUCAUUACAUUCUUUUUUUUUUUUUUUUUUUUUUUAACGAGAGUCUUAACUCUGUCACCCAAGCUGGAGUGCAGUGGUGCAAUCUCGGCUCACUGCAAUCUCCACCUCCGGGUUCAAGCGAUUUUCCCGAGUCAUCUUUCCAAGUAACUGGGAUUACAGCUAUGUGCUACCAUGCCCGGCUGAGUUUUGUAUUUUUCUUUCUUUUUUUUUUUUCUUUGAGACAGAGCCUCACUCUGUUGCCCAGGCUGGAGUGCAGUGGUGUGAUCUCAGCUCACUGCAACCUCCACCUCCUGGGUUCUAGCGAUUCUCCUGCUUCAGCCUCCCGAGUAGCUGGGAUUACAAGCACCUGCCACCACGCCCAGCUAAUUUUUGUGUAUUUAGUAGAGCUGGGUUUUGCCCUGUUGGCCAGGCUGGUCUUGAAUACCUGACCUCAAGUGAUCUGCUCCCUCCGACUUCCCAAAAUGCUGGGACUACUGGCAUGAGCCAGUGCUCCUGUCCUCAUUCCAUUCUUCACCGUGGUACUGACCAUCCAUUUAUUCAGCACCAAUUGUGUGCCAGACCUUGUGUCAGCAUUAUGGAGGACUUCCCUUGGGAGGCUUGUUAGCUGUACUUGCAAUCUGAUUUGGGUUCCCAAAUCAGCAUAUAAUACCAGGUAUUUCUCUAAUAGAGUAUGUGCCACACUUUAUGCUAACUGCCUGUUUAUCAGUGUCCCCACAUCCCAACAUCUGGUUCCUUCAAGGGCAGGGAGCACAGGGUAUGGCAUCAGAGUGGUACUCAGUGAUGUUUACUGGUGGGUAGAAGGAAGGGUUAGUCCCUGUUUUUGAAGACUUUAUGUUCUAGCAGGGAGAAAUGAAGCACAAAUAGUUCAAGAAGUAAACAAUUUAGAAAUAAAGUCAUUUGGUUUGCUUCGCAGAAAUGUCUUAUUGCUGAUUUGCCAGCAUGAGUGGCAAAUAUAUAAUAAAACCUGGCCGGGCAUGGUGGCUCACGCCUGUAAUCCCAGCACUUUGGGAGGCCAAGGUGGGCGGAUCACGUGGUCAGGAGAUCAAGACCAUCCUGGCCAACAUGGUGAAAUCCCAUCUCUACUAAAAAUAUAAAAAUUAGCCAGGCAUGGUGGUGGGCGCCUGUAGUCCCAGCUACUCGGGAGGCUGAGGUAGGAGAAUUGCUUGAACCCAGAAGGUGGAGGUUGCAGUGAGCCAAGAUUGCCCCACUGCACUCCAGCCUGGGUGACAGAGUGAGACUCUGUCUCAAAAAAAAAAAAAAGAAUAAAUAAAUGAAUAUAUAAAAUAAAUAUAUGUAUACAUAUCAUUUAUAUAUAUAUAUAAAAUAAAACUUAUGAAUAGUUUUUAUGGCUGGGUGAAGUGACUCAUGUCUGUAAUUCUAGCCCUUUGAGAGGCUGAGCGAGGAGGAUCACUUGAGCCUCGGCAUUCGAGCCCAGCCUGGGCAACAUUGCAAGACUCUGUCUCAUUUUUUUAUAUAAAAUGUUUUUUUAAAAAACCCUAUGUAUAAUUAUUUAUUUUUUUUCCCCAAGGAUUAUUCCCAAACUAUGUACAAUUAAUGGGUUGCCUUGCAGAGUUGGAUCAAUAAUACCUGACACACUUGUAUAGCAAGCAUACACUUUACAUAGUUCCUCGCAUCUAUUCUUUGAAUCCCAGACACAUUCUAGUAUUGGGCACUAGAAACUGGUGAUAAAUAAUAACAAUUACAUAUAUUAUGUGGCAUUCCUUGUUUUAAGCACCUUUGAUGCCUUAGCUCAAUCUCCAUUACAAUACUAUGAUAUAAGUACCAUUUAAUAUUUCUUUUUGACAGAUGGGAAUAAUCGAGGCCUAGGGAGAUUAAAUUACUUGGCCAGGUUCACGUAAGUGGCAGAUCUAGGAUUCAAAUUCAGCCGGUCUGAAUUUGAGCCUAUUCUUUUAGCUAUGAUGCUAUACUUUAAUACAGUAAUACACUGUUCAGAUGAAACUGUAACAUGUCAUUAAAUUUGAACUUGUCAAUAAACAUGCCAAGCAAUAAAAUAAUUACAGCUUGUGGAAAGUGCUUAUGAAAACAGUAAAUAAGCUACUUGAGAAUGGUCAAGGAAAGGUUUCUUUGAUGUGCUAUAUGUACAUUCAACAGACACAUGGAGGAUGAAAAGGAGACAGCCAUGCAAAGAGUUCAGGGGAAAGACUGGCCCAGGUGAAGAGAACGCCAAGAACAAAAACCCCGAAACAGGAAAAAGUUUGGUUUGACAAUGGAAUUGCCGAAAGGCUGGUGUGACUGAAGUAUUGUGCAUGAAGGAGUAGCAACAGAUGGAGUUAAAGAAAUAGACAAAGGCGGUGGGGCGUGGUGGCUCAUGCCUAUAAUCCCAGCACUUUGGGAGGCUAAGAUGGGUGAAUCUCGAGGUCAAGAGAUCAAGACCAGGCCAGGCAUGGUGGCUCACUACUGUAUUCCCAGCACUUUGGGAGGCUGAGGUGGGCGGAUCACAAGGUCAGGAGUUCAAGACCAGCCUGGCCAACAUAGUGUUAACUCUGUCUCUACUAAAAAUACAAAAAUUAGCCGGGUGUGGUGGCAUGUGCCUGUAGUCCCAGCUACUCGGGAGGCUGAGGUGGUAGGAUCGCUUGAAUCUGGGAAGUGGAGGUGGCAGUGAGCUGAGACCACGCCAUUGCACUUCAGCCUGGGUGACAGACUGAGACUCCAUCUCAAAAAAAAAAAAAAAAAAAAAGAUCAAGACUAUCCUGGCUAACAUGGUGAAAUCCCAUCUCUACUAAAAAUACAAAAAUUAGCUGCGCGUGGUGGUGUGCACCUGUAGUCCCAGCUACUCGGGAGGCUGAGGCAGAUGAAUCACUUGAACCCAGGAGGUGGAGAUUGCAGUGAGCUGAGAUCGCGCCACUGCACUCCAGCCUGGUGACAGAGUAAGACUCCAUCUCAAAAAAAAUAAAUAAAUAAAUAGACAAAGGCCAGAUCAUGUAGCCAUUUACAGGAUAUGGUAAUGAUUUUGUUUUUUAUUCUAAAUGCAAUGGGAAGGCCGGGUGCAGUGGCUCACACCUGUAAUCCCAGCACUUUGGGAAGCCGAGGCUGGCGAAUCACCUGAGGUCAGGAGUUUGAUACCAGCCUGGCCAAGAUGGUGAAAUGCUGUCUCUACUAAAAAUACAAAAAAUAGCUGGGCGUUGUGGCGCACGUCUAUAAUCCCAGCGACUUGGGAGGCUGAGGGAGGAGAAUUGCUUGAACCCAGGAGGUGGAGGUUGCAAUGAGCUGUGAUCACGCCACUGCACUCCAGACUGGGUAACAGAGUGAGACUCCAUAUCAAAAAAAAAAAAAAAAAAAAAAGAA
Messenger RNA from Gorilla gorilla gorilla (western lowland gorilla), 7879 nucleotides. RefSeq names its product solute carrier family 25 member 16 (gene SLC25A16). Bases 169 to 1167 code for a protein of 332 amino acids. The record is from RefSeq and is a predicted model, not a curated record. Gene Ontology annotation, cellular component: mitochondrial inner membrane. NCBI's taxonomy places the organism in Eukaryota, Metazoa, Chordata, Mammalia, Primates, Hominidae. Gene Ontology annotation, biological process: transmembrane transport. The transcript has 9 exons.